Messenger RNA from Meira miltonrushii, 360 nucleotides. RefSeq lists its product as uncharacterized. The transcript is spliced from 2 exons. Lineage: Eukaryota; Fungi; Basidiomycota; Exobasidiomycetes; Exobasidiales; Brachybasidiaceae. The record is from RefSeq and is a predicted model, not a curated record. Bases 1 to 360 code for a protein of 119 amino acids.
AUGAAAUCUGUUGAUCAAAGCGUUUCAGGAUCCAGUGAGAUCCCGGUUACAGAUCCUCUCUCUCGUGAAGAAAGUAAACGUCUAGCAAAGAAUAUUAGGAGCAAAAGCCGUUACGAAAAGAUGAAACAAAUACCUGGUGCGUAUAAAGCUUUCUUAGAUAGGAGGCGCGAAAAUGCAGCGAAAAGGCAUGAAAGAUUGGAUGACAAGACAAAAGCUGAACAUCGUUUACAGCAUGCAAGAGCAACUGCUGAGUACGAACGAAGAAAGAAGGAAAAAGAUCCUACAUAUAAAAAAUAUGACGCAAGGACAGGGAUACGUAAAAGAGUUCGCGAAGGAACAGCAACCGAAGAGGAUAAAUAA